Messenger RNA from Neurospora tetraspora, 2514 nucleotides. RefSeq lists its product as uncharacterized. Gene Ontology annotation, molecular function: protein binding. Bases 102 to 2297 code for a protein of 731 amino acids. The transcript has 2 exons. Lineage: Eukaryota; Fungi; Ascomycota; Sordariomycetes; Sordariales; Sordariaceae. The record is from RefSeq and is a predicted model, not a curated record.
CACUUUUUGCCACGGUCUCAUGAGGUCAAAAUUGAGAACUCACAUUCUUCGACAGCGCAAACAACACAACAGCUUGGCACCUGGGUGGGAAGUUUGUCAAGAUGGCGAAGGACAAAAAGGGGAAAAGCGAGUCCAAAAAGGCCAAGUUGGCCGAAAAGAAGCAGAAGCAAGAGAAGAAGGCUGAGAAGAAAGCCAAGGUGAAAUCUGCAAAGGUCGAGGGCAGCGACGCCGAGGAUGUCGAUCUCGACGCCGUUCUCGAGGAGUACAAGAAGCAGCAGGAGCAAUUCCUCAAGGUCACCGAAAAUGUCGUCGAAGAUCCCCCGCGCGCCCGCGCCGCCUCUACCUUGAUGGCCAGCCCCUCCAACAGCAACCAGCUCCUCCUCUUCGGCGGCGAGUACUUCAACGGCGCCCUGGCUACUUUCUUCAACGACUUGAUGGUCUACUACAUCGACCGUGACGAAUGGCGCUGCGUCACCUCGCCCAACGCUCCUCUCCCGCGGUCCGGCCACGCCUGGACCCGUGGCGGAAACGACAGCACCGGCGUCUACCUCUUUGGCGGCGAGUUCUCGUCCCCCAAGCAAGGGACGUUCUACCACUACAACGACUUCUGGCGUCUCGACCCGUCCACCCGCGAGUGGGCACGCAUCGAAACCAAGGGCAAGACCCCGCCGGCCAGGUCUGGCCACAGAAUGACCUACUACAAGAACUACAUUAUUCUGUUCGGCGGGUUUCAGGACACGGCAAACCAGACAAAGUACCUCCAGGACCUGUGGCUGUACGACACCCAGAACUUUGUCUGGCACUCUAUCACCCCGCCGCCCGCGCAGCUGAAGCCCGAUGCCCGGUCGAGUUUUACCUUUUUGCCGCACGACCAGGGCGCCGUUCUCUACGGCGGGUACUCGCGCGUGAAGGCGACGGUGGCGGCUGGUAAGCAGACGAAGCAAGGCGGUGGCGCCGGUGGCUCCAAGAAUAUCUUGAAGCCCAUGAUCCACCAGGACUGCUUCUUCCUGCGGAUCACGCAGCCGCCCGCUGAUGCGCCGCCCAACACGGCCCCCACGGUCAGGUGGGAGAAGCGCAAGAAGCCGGCCAACACGCCGAGCCCGACGCGAGCGGGCGCGACCAUGGCGUACCACAAGGGCCGCGGAAUCAUGUUUGGCGGCGUGCAUGAUGUGGAGGAGAGCGAGGAGGGCAUGGAGAGCGAGUUUUUCAACCAGCUGUUUGCGUGGAACAUUGAGCGCAACCGGUUCUUCCCGAUGGGGUUGAAGAAGGCGAGGGCGCCUGGGAAAAAGGCCGGUGGUGGAAAUGGUGAGGGGGGGAGGGAGAGGGUGGGAAGGAGGGAUAGGGCGAAGCAGAACGAGGAGGAAUUGCUCAGGCAGCUGGCAGCGCUGCAGGCGGGCGCGAAGGGCUUGGAUGGUGAUGCGGAUGAGAUGGAGAUUGAUGCCAUCUUGAAGAAGCAGAGGGGCGAGGAAGAGGAGGAGGAGAAGGAUGAGAAGAGGAAGGUCAGGGAUAUGCCGGUGUCGAUGGAGAUGCCGCAUCCGAGAUUCAACGCGCAGCUGGCGGUGCAGGAUGAUGUGCUGUAUAUCUACGGCGGCACGUUUGAGAAGGGCGAUCGCGAGUUUACGCUGGAUGAUCUGUAUGCGAUCGAUCUGGGCAAGAUGGAUGGCUGCAAGGAGAUCUUCAAGAGGGAGGGCGAUGAUUGGAUUGAAUCUGAGGACGAAGAUGACGAUGAGGAAGAUGACGAGGAGGAGGACUCGGAUGAAGAGGCGGAUGAUGAAGAGGAUGCCAUGGAGGUCGAUGACAAGAAGGCCAAGUUCACUCCCAGCGAGAGGAAGAAGAAGAAGGCCAAGGAUGGCGAUGAGGCUCCCGUCGCCGAGACUGCCCCCGCUACUGCGGCUCCCGAAGAAGAGGAGGAGAGCGAGGAGACUAGGGUUGAUGACGGCCUGCCGCAUCCUAGAGUACGUUUCACAUUCUGUCUUCUUUGUUUUGAAUCAUGGCUAACACAAACACCACAGCCUUUCGAAUCCCGCCGCGACUUCUUCCAGCGCACGUCGGCCGAGUGGCAGGAGAUUCUCAUGACCAACCUCCGCUGGAAGGGUAUCCAGCCCGAGUCGCUUGCCGUCAAGGAGAUCAAGACCAAGGCGUUCGAGCUCAGUGAGGAGAAGUGGUGGGAUUGCAGAGAGGAGAUUACCGCGCUCGAGGAUGAGCAGGAGGCUGCGGGUAUCGGUGAGGUGGUUUCGCUUGCGGAUAAGGCGGGUGCUGGCGGUGGUGGUGGUGGUGGCGCCGGAAGGAGGAGGUAAAAGAGCGUUGAAGAAGACAAAAAAGGGGUUGGGUUUUGGAGUCUAGAGGCAUGCGAUAUACCCUGCUUUUAUGGCUGCUGUUUAUCUACCAUUGUAGGAACAGUCAAUUCAAAAAGCAAAGCAAGACCAAGUCAAAAUCGACUUCGAGCGAUGGAUGUCAUGAUCCAUCACCAUGUUGUUUUUUGUCACUGGUGUGUUAUUGUGGGAUAAAAGGAAC